GGUGCGGCGCCGUUUCCCGCCCCCCGCGGAAGAUGGCGGCGCCCAGCGCGCUCCUGGCCUGGUGCGUCCAACACCUGCGCGGGGACUUCGGGCUGGACGUGGGCGAGGACGUGGUGAGGUACAUCUUGUCAAUCACAAACGAGGAUGAGAUCCGCGAGUACGUUGUUGACCUCGUUCAGGGCACAGAUGGGAAGAAGAGCUGGUUUGUGGAAGAACUGCUGACUAGGUGGAGGAAAUCUGCCCAGCUGCCCCCCGAGCCUCUCCCAGCCUAUUGGAAAAAGGAUGAGGCUUCAGAAGUGCUGCGGGCUGGGGACCAGGGCAAGAAGGGGAAACGCAAAGGGAGGAACAAGCAGGAGACUCUGGCGUAUUCUGAGCCCAGUGCUCAUGGGGAAGAGGUGAAAACCCCACUGGACCUGGCCAAGGCCCAGGAGAGCAGCAGUGGAGCCAGCAGCAGCAGCAGCAGCAUUUCCUCGAGGAAGAAGCCCAGGUUUGUCAGCCUGUACACGAGGGAGGGGCAGGACAGGCUGGCCGUGCUGAUCCCGGGGCGCCACGCCUGCGAGUGCCUGGGCCAGAGGCACAGCCUCAUCAACAACUGCCUGCAGUGCGGCCGCAUCGUCUGCGAGCAGGAGGGCUCUGGGCCCUGCCUCUUCUGUGGGGCCCUGGUGUGCACUAAAGAAGAGCAGGACAUUCUUCAGCGGGACUCCAACAAGAGCCAUAAGCUGCUGAAGAAGCUCAUGGCAGGCUCCGAAAGUUCAGGGAAUUUGGAUGACAUAAGCAAAGGCUUGCUGCCUCACCAGGAAGCAAGACUCAAAUCAGGCCUGGAGAUGGCUGUGAAGCACAAAGACAAGCUGUUGGAAUUCGAUAGGACAAGCGUGCGUCGAACCCAAGUCAUUGAUGAUGAGUCAGAUUACUUUGCCACUGACUCCAACCAGUGGCUGUCCAAGCAGGAGAGGGAAGCACUCCAGAAGAGGGAGCAGGAGCUGCGGGAGCUGCGCCACGCCUCUCGGCUCGCCAGGAAAAUCACCAUCGACUUCGCUGGCAGGCAGAUCCUGGAGGAGGACAGCAGCAUGGCUGAGUACCACAGCAAACUGGAUGAGACCAUUGAGGCCAUGAGCUGUGGUGCACUGAGUGAGCCAGCCAGGAGCCCUGGGGCAAAGAUGACACCAAACUCUGGAGUUUUGGUGAAUCCCCGUCUCCUCCAGCCUGCUCCUUUGUGGGUGGAUCAAACUGGUUUGGUCCCACAAAGAAAAACUCUUCAUUCUGUGGGGGCUGGAAGUGAGCCUGGCUCGGAGCGGAGCAGGCUGCGGAUCCAGGACCGGGAGCUGCAGGAGAUCUCGGAUGAUGGUUGGUGCCUCAGCCUGCACCAGCCUUGGGCUUCCUUGCUGGUGAGAGGAGUGAAAAGGGUGGAGGGCAGGACCUGGUACACAUCUCAUCGAGGGAGGUUAUGGAUUGCAGCUACUGCUAAAAGACCUUCCCCUCAGGAAAUCUCUGAACUGGAGGCCACCUACAGAAUGCUGCUCCAGAAAGAUGUGGAAUUUCCAAGUGAUUAUCCCUCAGGAUGCCUCCUGGGCUGUGUGGAUGUGACUGACUGUUUAUCACAAGAGCAAUUUCAGGAGCAGUAUCCAGACCUGAGCCAGGAGUCCGGAUCUCCAUUUGUCUUUAUCUGCACUAAUCCCCAGGAGAUGGUUCUGAAGUUUCCCAUCAAAGGCAAACACAAAAUCUGGAAGCUGGAUGCAAAGAUCCAUCAGGGAGCAAAGAAGGGGUUAAUGAAGCAGAAAGCCGUGGGGUGAGCGCCGGGGAGCAGCACUGG
Molecule: messenger RNA, 1810 nt
Organism: Ficedula albicollis (Collared flycatcher)
Lineage: Eukaryota; Metazoa; Chordata; Aves; Passeriformes; Muscicapidae
Gene: TRIP4
Product: thyroid hormone receptor interactor 4
Exons: 14
Coding region: 33-1790 (585 amino acids)
Biological process (GO): positive regulation of DNA-templated transcription
Cellular component (GO): nucleus
Molecular function (GO): zinc ion binding; transcription coactivator activity
Source: RefSeq, a predicted model, not a curated record